This is a messenger RNA of Hyposmocoma kahamanoa, 2845 nucleotides long. RefSeq names its product gastrula zinc finger protein XlCGF28.1-like. The coding region runs from base 232 to 1689 and encodes 485 amino acids. Gene Ontology annotation, cellular component: nucleus. The record is from RefSeq and is a predicted model, not a curated record. The transcript has a single exon. NCBI's taxonomy places the organism in Eukaryota, Metazoa, Arthropoda, Insecta, Lepidoptera, Cosmopterigidae.
UUUUUCCAGGAUAGAAAAAGCGUUUUUCCUAUAUUUUUUCCCUUCCUUUUCGUAUUUGUAUGUUAUUUUUAGAAAAUUACCUUAUAUGGUCAUUUUUAACCCAGCAUUGGGAAAAUCAUCAUGGAAUCCGAUGGAACCACUAUAAAGCAUUAUUUGCAUUGGAAUUGGGGUGGUCAUUUUUUUGUGGAUUGAUGUCGGUACGGAUAGCAUAAUCACAUUGGUGAGUAAUUUAUGGGAGACCUUACUUAUUUCGAGCACAUACAAUAUAACAUGAAAGUUAAGGAAGAGGCAAGCAAAUCAGAAAGUAGCCCAGGGGGUUCACCUAGCAUUAAACAAGAGCCAGUUGGUGUUGUGGAAGAACAAAAGGAGAAAGACCAGCUGGAUCUGUAUGCAGAUCAUGAAAUCAAGGAAGAAUUGGUCAUAGGACCUGUGGUGUUGCAGCCUGUUGAUUUAGUUCAAAAAAGGUGUGCGCAGAAUACAUCUGAUGGGUUGAAUGUUGAUACUCAACCAUAUAAAUGUGAUAUUUGUACUAAAUGUUACACAAAUAAACACCAUUUUAAGCAUCAUAAAACAACUCAUGCUAGAGAGAAGCCAAACCAAUGUAAUAAAUCUGUUACAGCAAAUUGUUAUAAACAUUUAAGGACUAAUAUGGAAGAGAAACAGCACAAAUGUGAUAUUUGCCAUAAAUGGUUUACAAGUGCAUAUAUACUGAAAGCUCAUAUAUUGACUCAUACUGGAGAGAAACCAUACAAAUAUGAUCACUGUCACAAAUCUUUUGUGCGUAAAGCAGAUUGUGAAACACAUUUGAAAACUCAUACUGGAGAGAAACCAUACAAAUGUGAUAUGUGCAAUAAACUUUUUGCAACAAAAUUUCUUGCUAAACGUCAUAUAAUGGUCCAUACUGGAGAGAAACCAUUCAAAUGUGAUCACUGUGACAAAUCUUUUGUCCGUAAAGCAGAUUGCGUUACACAUUUGAAAACUCAUACGGGAGAGAAACCAUAUAAAUGCGAUAUUUGCAAUGAAUGUUUUACAAGAAAACGGGAUCUUAAAACACACAUAAUGGUCCACACUGGAGAGAGGCCAUACAAAUGUGGUCACUGUAACAAAUCCUUUGUCCGAAAAGCAUAUUGGGAUUUACAUUUAAAGAUUCAUACUGGAGAGAAACCUUAUAUAUGUGAUAUCUGCAGUAAAUGUUUUAUAAGAAAGUAUGAACUUAAGUGUCAUAUUAUGGUGCAUACUGGCAAGAAACCAUAUGAGUGUGAAAUCUGCAAUAAAUGUUUUAUAAGGAAACAUCAAUUUAAGCGCCAUAUGAUAUCCCAUACUGGUAAGAAACCAUACAAGUGUGAUAUCUGCAAUGACUGUUUUAUAACAAAAUAUCGACUUCAAUGUCAUACAAUAUCCCAUACUGGUAAGAAACCAUACGAGUGUGAAAUCUGCAAUAAAUAUUUUAUAAAAAAAUAUCAACUUAAGUGUCAUAUAAUGGCUCAUAGUGAUAAUAAACCAUACAAGUGUGAUAUUUGCAAAAAAUGUUUUACAACAAAAUAUAAACUUAAUUUUCAUGUGAAGGUCCAUGCAGAGAAACCAUACAAAUGUGACCACUGUAACAAAGCUUUUACUUUUAAAGCAAAUUGUGAAAGACAUUUCAAGAUUCAUAUUAGAGAGAAACCUUACAUUAAUUCAGGUACUUAAGUGCCAUAUCACGACACAUACUGAUGUGAAAUUGUCAUAAAGUGGAACUCCUAAUUCACAAAAUGUUGUGUGUAGCUGGCGUCUGAAAACAAAUUUACUUACUCAGUUAUAAUGGACUUUAACUUUAAACAAAUACAUGGUUCGUAUUCUGUAGCUAUACCAUGACAAGUAAAUCUCACCUCAUUUAUUGAAUACAUGUGGCCCUGUAAUCAUAUUUUUAAUAUUAACAAACAAACAAUUACUACAGGCUUAUUGUUUAGCCGAGUCUGUUCCCGUGGUAGCAGCGUGGUGCGUGAGGAGUGACAGUUUAUGUAACAGCUCUGCAAAUGGGAUAAUUUCAGCAAGAUUUUUCCGACGAUGUUUAAUAACAAGUUGAUUGAAAAAAGUGCUAUAGGACUAGUCUAUUCAUUUCAAUUAUUAAGUAAUUAGUUUUUUUUAUUAUCAUUUUCUGAAGUUUGGCAAUUUAGUGAAGGUUGGCAGUCAGCUCAGCAUAUUUAUCUUUAUACCUGGCGAGGCUGAACAGUUGGGCGGCACUUUCUAUUCCAGUCCACUCUCGUAUGUUCCGCACGAUUUUUUCCUACAAUCAGCUUUCCUUUUACCAGGGACUUUUCCCAUCAUUAUCAGUUGCAGAAGCUCGUAACUGUCAUGCCUAAGUACAUGACCCAGUUAUGCAACUUUUCUCUGUUUGAUGGUCUGCAAAAGUUUACGCUUCUGUCCAACUAGUUGCAGAACUUCAUCAUUAGUGACUUUCUGAGUCGGUUUCUGAGUACGGUUUGCUAGGAGACGUCGGUUCGAAUCCGGCCGGAUCGAAGGAAUUUUUUCCAAGUGUUCGAUCUUUGUACUCGAAUUCUUUAAAUAAAUUUACUUGUUCUUAAAGGAGAAUUUUGAGUUCUAUCUUUUGCUAUUUGAAACGGAUAUUUGACCAUUAGUCACUCAGCCGCGUUUCAGUUAGUGGACGGCAAAAAUAACGAAAGGGCUACUUGUAGCUAUAUUUUUCAUGCCAGGUUAACCCAAGAUGGCGGACACGACUUUUCAAGUGAAUGCAAUAUGGGUGUCAUUUUCGAGGUGUUUCGCGGUGCUCAUUACGAAUAUGGCACUAAUUUCUAAAUCCAAGAUGGCGGACACGAUUUUUCAAAUAACGGCAAGUUGGGUAUCG